Molecule: messenger RNA, 4485 nt
Organism: Sphaeramia orbicularis (orbiculate cardinalfish)
Lineage: Eukaryota; Metazoa; Chordata; Actinopteri; Kurtiformes; Apogonidae
Gene: camk2b2
Product: calcium/calmodulin-dependent protein kinase (CaM kinase) II beta 2
Exons: 20
Coding region: 210-1916 (568 amino acids)
Biological process (GO): protein phosphorylation
Molecular function (GO): ATP binding; calcium/calmodulin-dependent protein kinase activity; calmodulin binding
Source: RefSeq, a predicted model, not a curated record
GCGUCUAUGCGCGCGCGUGUGUGUAUAUGUGAGUGUGCAUAUAUGUGUGUGUAACCUAUAUGCUGUGUGUUUGUGGCGGGCUGCAGCUGAACCACUCAGCCGUCCGGAGCUUUGAGGUGGGCGGAGACUGAGCCUGAGGUCCUCCCGUCCGCAGCGACGCACCGUGCAUUCCGGACUCGGCACCCGCACCGUCCGUCCGAGGAAACAUCAUGGCAACGACUACUUGUACACGUUUUACAGAUGAAUACCAGCUGUACGAGGAGCUUGGCAAGGGGGCCUUUUCAGUGGUGCGCCGCUGUGUCAAACUCUGCACAGGCCAAGAGUACGCCGCCAAAAUCAUCAACACCAAAAAGCUCUCGGCCAGAGACCACCAGAAGCUGGAGAGGGAGGCCAGGAUCUGCAGAUUGCUCAAGCACCCAAACAUUGUUCGUCUCCAUGACAGUAUUUCAGAGGAGGGCUUCCACUAUCUCCUCUUUGACCUGGUGACAGGAGGGGAACUGUUCGAGGAUAUUGUUGCUAGAGAGUACUACAGUGAAGCAGAUGCCAGUCAUUGCAUCCAGCAGAUCCUGGAAGCCGUGCUCCACUGCCAUCAGAUGGGGGUGGUACACAGAGACCUUAAGCCAGAGAACCUGCUGCUGGCCAGCAAAUGUAAGAACGCAGCAGUGAAACUGGCUGACUUUGGACUUGCAAUUGAGGUUCAAGGAGACCAGCAGGCAUGGUUUGGCUUUGCAGGGACUCCUGGGUACUUGUCUCCAGAGGUUUUGAGGAAGGAGGCGUACGGUAAACCUGUUGACAUCUGGGCAUGUGGUAAGCCUUUUUGUCUGCAUUUCUCACUGCUGCCUCCUCCUUUGCCUUCUUGUCACUUGAAUAAAGGGUCAUGUUUUUCCUGUGUAGGUGUGAUCCUCUACAUCCUAUUGGUUGGAUACCCUCCGUUCUGGGACGAGGACCAACACAAACUCUACCAACAGAUCAAAGCAGGAGCCUACGAUUUUCCAUCUCCAGAGUGGGACACAGUGACACCAGAGGCUAAAAAUCUGAUCAACCAGAUGUUGACCAUCAACCCAGCCAAGAGAAUCACCGCCCAGGAGGCUCUGAAGCACCCAUGGGUCUGCCAACGCUCUACAGUGGCCUCUAUGAUGCACAGACAGGAGACAGUCGAGUGCCUGAAGAAGUUUAACGCCAGGAGGAAACUUAAGGGGGCCAUUUUGACCACCAUGCUCGUCUCCAGGAACUUCUCUGUGGGUCGGCAGACUACAGCCCCCGCUGCUGUCAGCGCUGUGGCUGGAACCACUGCCGGCAUCGUGGAACAAGCCAAGAGUCUCCUCAACAAGAAGGCUGAUGUCAAGCCCCAGACAAACAGCACAAGAAACAGCACAGUCACCAGUCCCAAAGGCAACGUCCCCUCUGCUGCGCUGGAACCUCAGACUACUGUUAUCCAUAAUCCAGUAGAUGGGAUCAAGGAAUCAUCUGACAGCAGCAAUACCACCAUUGAGGACGAAGAUGUGAAAGCUCGCAAACAAGAGAUCAUAAAGAUCACAGAGCAGCUUAUCGAAGCUGUCAACAAUGGAGACUUCGAGGCCUAUGCGAAGAUCUGCGACCCUGGUCUGACCUCAUUUGAGCCUGAGGGGCUGGGAAAUCUAGUGGAGGGAAUGGACUUCCACAGAUUUUACUUUGACAAUCUCCUCUCCAAGAACAGUAAGCCCAUCCACACCACUAUCCUCAACCCUCACGUGCACAUGAUCGGCGAUGAUGCCGCCUGCAUCGCCUACAUCCGCCUGACACAGUUUGUCGACGGACAGGGCCGUCCCCGUUCCAGCCAAUCAGAAGAGACUAGGGUAUGGCACCGCAGGGACAGCCGGUGGCAAAACGUCCACUUCCACUGCUCAGGAGCUCCUGCCGCCCCAAUGCAGGGAUGAGGAAUGUGAGACUGAGUACAAUACGGCAGUACCGGGGGAAAAGGAAAUAAAAGGAAUUACCUGAAAACGAGAGUGUUAUCGCUGAGAGAGAGGUGCAGGUGAGUGGAGAGCGGUUAAAGACGUCUGAGGUGUCUGGUUUGGGAUUCUGGUCCUGGCCCUGGUUCUGGUCUUGGUCUUAGUCCUGGUCCUGCACUCUGCACAUCCGCUCUUCUCUCUCUAUGUUUCGCUCUACAUCCUCACUAAUGGACAAUAAUAUCAACAUAAUGCUCCCAUCAUCAACCCUACAGCAAAGGGCAUAUCAGCCAAUACGGAAACGGGACAAACUCUUGAACCCAUGUCUCAUCUUCGGUGACGCUGCACUAGCCCAUCAUACGUGGACUUCACCUUGUCCUCGGCUACCCUAUAAUCCCUUUUUCCGUGCCACAAAGCCUCCACUGUGGCACUUUCCUGUUACAGAUGUACCCUUUUACUUCUACUUAAACCUAGAAUUAUUGUUACUUACUUCUAGUAUUAUUAUGGCUGCAGUUUAUUGUUGUGCUCUUUCAUCUGUACAGUAUAUUUAAUAGUAAUCUGACUCCCCUUUUUCUUUGAUUCUGUAUCUUUUUUAUGAUGAGCAUGACUCUUCUGUAUCUGUAUUCUUAUUACCAGUGGCUGUAUCUGCACGACUAAGGCUGCUUGUGUGAAAUGAACAUACAAUACCACAUGUCUCACAGAGAGACCAGUGGGUGUAUUUAAUUAUCCUUUUUGUUUUGUUGUUCAAUGGAGCUUUUUUUUCCUCUUUGGAGUGUAGCUGACCCCCUGAACCAACGCCUCCGUGUGUUCACCGGACCCUCUGAGCCGCUCUGUGAGACACUGCACACUCGCAGCGAAAACCAUGCAGCAUGCUAAGAUAUUACUGUUGUUCUUAAUUGAUUCUCUAUGUACUGAACAUUGCAAGUAACUACUGAAAUUAUGACAUGACAAAUAUCAUGUUUGAAAUUAUAGUAUGACGCUGUUAUGUAAAUUUGCAGUUUCAUCGUGGUGACUUAACUACAAUAUGCUGUAGAUGGUAUUUAAUUGCAUGAUAUUCCAAGUUAAUACAUUGGUAAGUUGGGUGUUAUCGUGCAUUUUGUUGAUUUUUCUCUUUUCAGACUGAACUGCUGGUAAAAUACUAUCUUUGCCUCUAUUUUCUGGGCUUUGUAAGUGCAUAAAUUAUUUUUGUGUUAAGAUGAUUGCAUAGGAUAUGAGGAUACUGGUGUGGAUGAUGACAGAAUAUGCCUUUUUAAAGAGUGUGUUGGAUCCAGAAAAUAUAUCUAUAUCUAUAUCUAUAUAUCUAUAUCUAUAUAAAUAUCUAUAAAAUAGCUCUUAAUGGUUUCAAAUGCAAAAGCCAAGAUCCAAAUUAAUGACUUUAUUUUUUUGUAAACACAUGUCCCAUAAUGAUCUCACAUCAAGACAUUUGUUAAGUUAUUUGUCAUUUUUUUUCAGUGUUAUAUUCAGGUUCAAAGUUCUACACACAAGGCAGAAUUUAGAGUAUUUCUAGAAAUGCCUUGGCUCAUUUUCAUGACAGAUUUCCAGUUAAAAUAAGAUAUCUGUAUCAAAUUAUUUAACACAUUAAGCAUCAGGGUUUUUUUUUUUUUUUUACCACUCACCUUUACUCAAGAUGCAGUAAGCAGCUUUCUUACAUUGGAUUUAUUCAGCUCUUUUUAUUUAGUUAAAUUGAUUGCAUUGGUGGUGAUGUAAUGAUCCAUUAUGUCACAAUGCAAUUUAGCGACCCUACACUUUUUGGAUUGACAACAUGAUCUGUGUAUUUAGGAAUAAGCACUGAACCUUGAGCUUGUUUGCAUUAUGAGAUGCACUUUUUUACAACCUUUUUUUGCAUUGUACAAUGAAACUCUGUACUGAAGACUGAGCCAAAGGGAUCGUAAAAAGCUGAGCCCCUUGUACUAUAACCCACUCUGUCCUCAAGAGGGCACCAGUUUAUAACAACAAGAAAUUAAGUCACCUAAAGGUAUCAUGUAAACCAGAACCAUGACCAGUGCAUUUCAUCUGUGAUGUAGUCUUUAGAGUAAUACAAGAUCAAAUGAUAUCGUGAAUUAUCAAACAGCGUUAUACUGGUGGUGAAUGUGUAUUUUUAUCUUUCCUUCCUUUAAAACCCUGUCAUGGUAUGAAGCCAAAUCCUACUGUCCUCCAUCCUGUCCAGUUCAAAGCCUAAUAGUAUCAGUAGCUACGUCAAUAGCAUUAACUUAGUUAUUGUCCCCUGUGACAACCAAUCCAUGUUUAGAUACUCAGUGUGAGGCAGAGGUGUAACAUUUAAGCUACAAAUUCAACACUGUAUUAAUCGCAUUAAUUGAGCCUCAUGACUGUUUUCCCGAGGUCAGAUGAAUGAUCUGGAAGUGACUGAUGACUGAGUAAUAGAACGCUACUCUGUGUAAAACAAACAUUUCUGUCUCUUAACUUUGUUUUUUUUUUUUUUUUUAAUUAUACUGAUUAUGAUGAUUCCUCCGGUGUGCAUUCCAAGUCUUAUCAGUAUUAAAAUGUGAUCAGAUGUAAUCAGUGUGUGAAACAAUAAAAUGACAAUGCAGAGACCACA